CCUGUCAGGCGCUACUUCGGGUAAAAUCACAUCUCGGUUUACGCAUGCGCAUUGUGCGCUAAACUGUUCGAAGACAGCAGCGCGAAAAAAUAGCUCGACUGUUAACUUGUCUAACACCUAGCUAGCUAUUUUGCGAUUUUAUUUGCAAAGAUGCGUACUGCAUUUGUGUCUUAACGUUAUAUAACUUGUUUUAGGUCUUAAGGUGUACAACAAGAACGCUUCUGUUUAUUGUUGCUUCACUAGUGUUGUCUUAUUUAGCUACGUUAGUUUAACGUGUGCUACGACGUUACGUAAAAACAUUGGGUUACAUUAGCUAGCUACUUUAUCGUUAACUAAGCUAGCUAACGUUAGCAGAUAUGAAGCCAGUAAGAGGUUCUAACCGGGCCGAAUCGAAAGCACCUAACUUAAAAAACAAGAAAAAAAGAGAUCAGACGACGGAACAACAAGCGGCAGAGCAUCAGGUAACGGACCCAGCGCCCACUGAAAAAAACCAUGGCAAGAUCUCCCACCCAAAACCAGCACAGAAGAGGAAAGCUGAAGGCUCAUCUUCCGUCCCAAAGAGAGUCAAAGGUGAAGACAAGUGGAAGCUGAUGCCACGAUCCUCAAUCACUGCUCUGGAGAACAUCAUGGACUUGUCAAUACUAGCAACUCUUGCUUUGAGACAGAAAGAGAAGAAAGAGAUCCAGGAACAUCUGAACAUAAUGAAAACCAGGUUUCUUGCUCAAUGUGCAGAGCUCAAAGUUCCCGUGCAGAAACAAAACGAUUUGGAGCGAUCAUCUCAGCGCCGCCAGGAGGAGGCCAAGAAGUCCGUGGUUGGAAAGGCGACUCUGAGCACUCUGGAGGAAGACUUGAGGGCUGUGGUCCGUGCUCUGGAGAAAACCGACGAGCAGACUGUCUCUUUACAGCACGCAUCCGGCAUGCUGAGAGACCAGGUGGAGGAGGAGGACGAGAAAGCUAAAGAGGUCUUACAGAUGGCUGAACAAGCAGAUCUCAACCUUCCCCCUCUACCUCCACAAAAAGAUGAAACAACAUUAGAGACUCGAUUGAGAAAAAUUAUACCAGACAGUGACUCUGAGACCACUGCCCGGAAACUGGGAGAAAUCCUGCAGCAACCAGAGGCCAUUCAGGAUGCCCAGGCGCUGCUUCUACAGGCACGCAGACAUGCCGAUCAGCUCUUCAACCCGAUCAGUGGUGCACCUUGUUCAGACGGGUACCUCACCAAAUCUUUGCUUACACAGGUCUGAAAUCUUUUUUUUAAAAAAAGGGACACUUAAAGAAGUUUGCAAGUGUGCACACAUUAUUUGGAGCUUUGGUGUACAGGAAAAUAUUACUGCAAUAACCUGCGAUACCCAUUUAGUGAAAACAUUUGCAGCCACUACGUGAAGAAUUAGAAAAUGUCCAAUUUUGCCGGCAACAAUAGUAGUACUAAAAAAAAGAGACACUGGGACAGACAGCAAUCGUGGCUCUUCAAAAUAGUCUCGGGAAUGAACUUGUUUUGGUGGAUUAUUGCACCCCGCAAAAGAAAACGCCACAUACAAUAUACAUUUUUUUUUACAAUUUUAUUGUAACAUUCAGCUACCAGGGUGCCUUUUCAACAGUGUUCUGCCCUCAGUAUUUUACAGCAUUCUAUUUUAGAUGAACAUUAUAUAAUUAAAUUGACUGUUGCACAGUGUGGAUGCAUUUGUUGUUUUUUUGUCAAAGUUCAGAUAUCGGACUUCUCUGUCGUCGUUUGACCCUAAAUACCAGAACACAAACUACAUUAAAGAAAUACUAUACUUGCAAAUAAAGACUAAAUGUUUGUAAAACAAU
Messenger RNA from Sander lucioperca (pikeperch), 1809 nucleotides. Its product is annotated as centromere protein Q. NCBI's taxonomy places the organism in Eukaryota, Metazoa, Chordata, Actinopteri, Perciformes, Percidae. Bases 357 to 1244 code for a protein of 295 amino acids. The transcript is spliced from 8 exons. The record is from RefSeq and is a predicted model, not a curated record.